This is a messenger RNA of Paramecium sonneborni, 7200 nucleotides long. NCBI's taxonomy places the organism in Eukaryota, Ciliophora, Oligohymenophorea, Peniculida, Parameciidae. The record is from the annotation of a GenBank genome assembly.
AUGAAUAAAAAAUUCAUCAUACUUUCAUUAUUGCUUGCUUUAGCAAUGAGUUAAACAUACAGCAUAGCACAAUGUUCAUGUGCAUAAUUGUUAUCAGAAGGAGAUUGCGCUAGAAAUCCUACCCUCGGAUGUUCUUGGGAUAGUACUAAAAGGUUAUGUGCUGUAUCAACAACUCCUGUCACUCCAACAGUGAUUUUUGCAGCAUAUUGCGAUGGAUUUACUUAAUCUGAUUGCCCAAAAGCUAAACCUUGUACUGAUUGUGGAAGUUUUGCCGCAUGUGCUUGGAUCGAUGACAAGUGCACUUUCUUUACCGGAUGUACAGCAUUUGCAAAGACAACAGAUGGAGAAUGUUAAGCAAUUAGUAAUAAAUGCAUCACAGAUGGAACUCAUUGUGUUGAAAUUGAUGCUUGUAGUACUUACAAAAAAUAGCUUCCUUGUCUAAAAAAUGCCUAAGGAAGUUUAUGCUUUUGGGAUACAACAAAUAAUUCUUGUUUAGAUGCCAAUACAUGUGAAAGACUACCAAUAAGUUUUGUAACUGACAAGGAGUGCAGAGAUAUAAUUCCUACAUGCACAACUUAAGCUGGAGGUGGAUGUGUAGAUAGUGGAACCAAUUGUAGUGAUUAAAGAUUAGAAAUUCAAUGUGUUUCAAAUAGAUUAAGAACAAUGACAUGUUAUUGGGAUGGUAAUGCAUGCAAAGACAGAAUUUGUGAGCAUGCACCAACAACAUUAACAACUGACGAAGCAUGCAGAGCAUUCAGAACAGAUGGUACAUGCACUACUAAGGUUAAUGGAGGAUGUGUGACAAGAACAACUUGUGCUGCUGCAAUUUAAGCUGCCUGUAUUAGGAAUAGUUCAGGUGGUGAUUGCUUCUGGAAUGGAAAUGGUUGUGUUGAUAAGACAUGUGCUAAUGCACCAACUACAAUGACAACUAAUAUUGCUUGUGGAGGAUUCGCACCAGGAUCAGGAUGUAUUACUAAAUCAGGAGGAGGAUGUAUAACAAAUGGAGCUUGUUCAGUUGCUAACAUAUAAGCAGCAUGUGUUAAAAAUUCAAAUAAUUUUGAUUGUAUUUGGGAUGGAAUAUGCAAAGAAAAGACUUGUACUAAUGCCCCAAUUACUAACAAUACUCAUGAAUUAUGUACAUCUUAUUUAUCAACUUGUACUGUGAGAGCAGGAGGUGGAUGCCAAAAUAGAACUUGUGCAAAUGCCCCAACAUCACUAACAACAAACGAAGCUUGUGAAGCAUAUUUACCUGGAAGACUUUGUAUAACAAAAUCUCAAGGAGGAUGCGUGGAAAAUACAACAUGUGCUUUAAUUUAAUUAGAAGCUGCAUGUGUUAGGAACUCUUCUGGUGCCGCAUGUUUUUGGGAUUCAGUAAGUUAAAGUUGUAAAGAUAAAACUUGCGUUAAUGCUCCAUCUUCUAAUAAUAAUCAUGAUUUAUGUGUUGCAUUUUUAUCAACUUGCACAGUAAAUUCAACUAAUUCAGGAUGUGUAGAUAAAACUUGUGAAAAUUCUUUGGCAUAAAUUAUUUGUGAUAGAGAUUUAAAUAACAGAACAUGUGUUUGGAAGGGUCGAUGUUUUAAAAGAGAAUGCGUCUUAGCUUCAUAAACCACAUCAACUCAUUCAGAUUGUAACAUAUAUGAUCCAAGUUGUACUUUGAGUAAUACAGGAUAAGGAUGCGUUCCAAUUCCUCUCAGAUGUGAAGCUAUUACAAUUGAAGCUGCAUGUCAUGUUAAAUUAUAAAUUAUAAAUGGAAAUAGAACAUAUCCAUAAUGCGGUUGGAAUGGUUCAUAAUGUAUAGACAUGGCUUGUUCUACAGCUCCCAGAAACUAUUCAACAACAAGUGAAUGCCGAAAUUAUAUCGAUACUUGUGUUGCCAACAAUCCAGUUAUUGUAAGUGGAUCACCAAUCAUUUAAGGAUGUUAGGAUUUACCCACAAGUUGUGCUUAAAGAAGAUCAAUUGAAAAUUGUUAAAUUUCAAGAUCUGGUUUUCCAACAUGUCUUUGGAAUACUGCUACCUCUGCUUGUGUUGAAAAAUCUUGCGCUACUGCUAGUAUUUCAACAACAGUAGGAUUUGUUACAGUUUUUAGUACUGGAAACUGUUCAACCUAUUUAGAUACUUGUAUUGCCAAUAAUACAGGAAGUGGUUGCAUUGCAAAAUCAUCAUCUUGUAAUUUAUUAGCUUCAAAUAAUUGUGGAAUAGGGUCAAAAAUUAAUGGAGAUUGUUAUUGGAAUUCUAAUUCAAAUAGUUGUGUUGAUAGAGUUUGUACUAAUAUUCCGUUAACUACUCAUUCAGCAUGUUAAAAUGCUUUGAGUACAUGCACCACAAACAAUGCCAGAUUAGCUUGUUAAGUUUUAUAGGCUUCUUGUACAUCUUAUACUUCCCCCGAAAAUUGCAAAAUAACAUCAGCUAACAAAAAUUGUAUAUGGACUGGAUCGGGAUGUAGAAGUGCCAUUUGCUCAGAUGCUUCAAAUACUACUUCAUUUGAUGAUGAUAGUGAAUGCUCAGCAUAUCCAACACCAAGUGAAACAUGCACUGUUUUAUAUAAAACUGGAGGAUAAGGAUGUGUGACAAGAUCAGCAAAUUGCAGUGAUUAUGUAUCAUCAGCAUAGUGUUUUAGAACUUUAGGAGCUACUUCAAAUGAUUGUUCAUGGAAUUCAACCGUUAACAGAUGUUUUUCUAAUACAUAGCUCUAAGGUGCUUGUUCAACUUUUAGAGGAACAUAAGCAUAAUGCUAAUCAUAUAACCCCGGCUCUGGAUGCACUAAUUCUCCGAGUGCAGUUGAGACAGAUAUAUGUACAUUUUCUUGUGCGGCUGUUGCCGGAUCUGGUUUAGAUCAUGCUUAAUGUUAAGCUUAUAAUACUGCUUGUACUAAUAAUGGAACAACUGCAUGUUAGUAACUAUAAGCAUCUUGUGGAAGUUAUGCAGCAACUGCUGAUGCAUGUGUUAAUACAAGUACAGGAACUAAAUGUUUCUUUAGAUCUGCUGCAGGAGGAAAUCCUGACGCUUGUCUGGCGAUUUCUGCUGCUGCAGACUGUGCUACUGUUGCUGGAACUGGCUUAGAUCAUACAAAAUGUUAAGCUUAUAAUACUGCUUGUACUAAUAAUGGGACAACUGCAUGUUAAUAACUAUAAGCAUCUUGUGGAAGUUAUGCAGCAACUGCUGAUGAAUGUGUAAUUAAUACAACUACAGCAACUAAAUGUUUCUUUAAAGCUGCUGAUGGAGGAAAUCCUGCCGCUUGUCAGGCAAUUGCUAUUGCUACAGAUUGUGCUGCUGUUACUGGAACUGGCUUAGAUCAUACAAAAUGUUAAGUUUAUAAUACUGCUUGUACUAAUAAUGGAACAACUGCAUGUUAAUAACUAUAAACAGCUUGUGGUAGUUAUGCAGCAACUGCUGAUGCAUGUGUUAAUACAAGUACAGGAACUAAAUGUUUCUUUAAAGCUGCUGAUGGAGGAAAUCCUGCCGCUUGUCAGGCAAUUGCUAUUGCUACAGAUUGUGCUACUGUUACUGGAACUGGCUUAGAUCAUACAAAAUGUUAAGUUUAUAAUACUGCUUGUACUAAUAAUGGAACAACUGCAUGUUAAUAACUAUAAACAGCUUGUGGUAGUUAUGCAGCAACUGCUGAUGCAUGUGUUAAUACAAGUACAGGAACUAAAUGUUUCUUUAAGGCUGCUGAUGGAGGAAAUCCUGACGCUUGCUUGGCAAUUGCCACUGCUGCGGACUGUGCUACUGUUACUGGAACUGGCUUAGAUCAUGAUUAAUGUAAGGCAUAUAAUACUGCUUGUACUAAUAAUGGAACGACAGCAUGUUAAGCAUUUUCUUGUGAAGUAAAAACAGGCUCAGGCCUUACUUGGGAAAACUGUUAAAGCUUCAGCUCAACCUGUAGUGUAAAAAGAGAUGGAUCAGGAUGUAUUACAAUACAGGCAUAAUGUUCAUAGUAUUCGUUGACAAUUAGUAAUUGUUAUAGAUCAACUGCUGGGCUUUGUGUUGCUAAUAACUCAGAUAAUCAAUGUGUAGGUGUAACAUAAACAACAACUUGCGAAAAUUUAUUUUUAGGAUCUGGUAAUUAUAGUAGUGGAAGGUGUGCUCACUUUAAAGCUGGUUGCAUUGAGCUGAAUACUACAGGAUGUUAAACAAGAACAUGUAAUAAUUUUUCAGGUGUAUUUAACCAUUAAAAUUGCAAUGGACACCUUAAUACUUGUACUGUAAAUGCUACAAACGAUAAUUGUAUAAUAAUGCCUGCUUCAUGUGGAAGUCAAACUUCAGCUUCAUGCCUUUGGUCACUUGAAGGGCAAUGUAUUGUGGAUGGUACAAAUUGUGUAAGAAAAACUUGUGAUACAGCAGCAGAUACUUUAAACACAAAUACUUAAUGCUCAGAUUAUCUAUCUACAUGUACAGUUGCAAGAAUUGGAGGUUGUUAGGCAAGAGCUGCUUGUUCAACAUAUAGAUCCAACCAAUAAUGUAAAUUUAAUACCAGUGGUGGAAGAUGCUUCUGGAAUCCAACAAAUAAAAAUUGUGUCGAUUUAAAUUGUGGAAAUAUUGAAGCAACAUCUUCAUAUGCUACUCACAGUGCAUGUUCUGGAGUUGAUGCCACUUGUACAGUUAGAGCUUAGAAUGGAGCUGCUGUUCCAGGUUGUAUGACUAGAGGAGCUUGUGGUAGUUAUUUGAUAGAAGAUUAAUGUGUUGCUAAUGCUAGUGGAGGACUAUGUGUUUGGAAUACUAAUACAAAUUAAGCAGUAUGUUAAGAUAGAUCAUGUACAACUGCUCCAACUUCAAUGGCAACUCAUAGUGAAUGUGAUUCAUAUUUUUCAACUCCUACUAUAAGAUGUACAGUAGUUGCAACUUUAGAUACUAACAGUAAUACUCUAGUUUUAGGAGGUUGCUAAUAAAGAGCAGCUUGUUCUUCAUAUGUUCAUUAAGAAUAAUGUAAAUUUAAUGCAACAGGAGAAGAAUGUGGAUGGAAUGGAAGUUUAUGUGCUGAUAAAUCAUGUGCUACAGCACCUGCAACUAUUGAUUAUGAUGAUAAUGAUGAAUGCAGAACUUAUUUUAACAAUAAAUGCACAGUCUCAGAAUCUGGAUAAGGAUGUAUUGAAAUACCAAUCUCUUGCGAAGGUAUGACAGAAAAAUAAUGUGUUUCUGAUAGAAGUGGUAAGCCAUGCUUUUGGACAGGAUCAACUUGUAUUACAAGAUCUUGUGAAAAUGCACCAGAUGCUAUUUAAACUCCUGAAGAAUGUAAUACAUAUUUAUAUGGAUGCACUUCAGAUACUGUAAAAUGCAAGACAAGGGUUUGUGAAGAUUUUGCAUUUGCCACAGAUACAUUAUGUAGAUAAGCACUACCUACAUGUACAACAAAUGGAACAAAUUGUGUUACUAGAGGAACUUGCAUUUCAGCACAAAGUUAAGCUGGAUGUGUAACUUCUUCAACAAAUUAAUAAUGUGAAUGGAUGCCAGCUGUAGGUAAUAAUUAAGCUUAUUGUACAAUCAAAACAUGUAAUACAGCUCCAACAUCUUUGACAACAGAAGCAGCCUGUGCCACUUAUUUUACUAAUUGCACAACAAAGAAUGGUGGUGGAUGUAUUCUUAAAUCAACUUGUUCAGCUGCUACUAUUGAAGCUGCUUGUACAACUGCUCUUAAUGGUACAACAGUUUGUGCUUGGGAUAGUGCAUAGAAUAGAUGUAGAGAUAGAGAUUGUUAAGAUUUUAGUGGUACAACUCAUGCUGCAUGUUAAGCCUAAAGAGCUGGAUGUACUGCUGGUGCUAAUGGAAGAUGUGCUAGAGUUUAAAAUUGUGAAUAAACUACAAUUAGAAGUGCUUGUAUUUAAGGUACAAAUGGACCAUGUCUUUGGGUUAAUGAUUAUAUUAAUAGUGAUGGAUCUACUGGAGCUUGCUUCAGAUACACAUCAUGCAAAAGUUUAACUUGGAGUACAGAUGCUGAAUGCAAAUGGAUAAGUAAUUAAUGUACAACAAAUGGAUCUAGUUGUAUUGCAAUUACUUUAUGUUCUGAAACAAAUACUGAUGGUGGAUGUGUGACAGGAUAUGAUGGAGCUUGUAUUUAAUCAGUUCCAGCUUUAAAUUCAUCUGCUCCAAGGGUUUGUAAACCAUUUACUUCUUGUGCAGAUGCUUUCUAUGCAACUCAUCAAGAUUGUUAAAUUGCUAAUAGAAGAUGCACAACUAAUGGUACAACUGGAUGUAUUCCAUUAGGUGCUUGUUCAUCAUAUCCUUCAGUAGCAGGCUGUUUCUUUAAUGAUAAAGGAGUUAUUCAUACAGCUGGAGUUAUUACUUCAACAGGAUUGUGUAGUUGGGAUAAUACUACAAAUAGUUGUAGAGAUUAAAUAUGUGCUGAUUUAACAGGUACAAAUCAUUAAACAUGUUCCUCAUAAUUAUCAACAUGUACAUCAGAUGGAACUACUUGUUUAACUAGAGGAACUUGUUCAUCAUAUUCUACAUAAACAGCCUGUACAACAGCUGUUGGAUCUGAUGGUAUUUGUUUUUGGGAACCUGCUUCAGCUAUUAAUAAUAAUACAGCCAAAUGUAGAUUAAUGAGUUGUGCUGAUAUUCAAAAUGGCACAUCAACAAAUGUAUGCUUUGUUGCUUUAUCAUCUUGUGUUUCUAAUGGAACUAUUUGCAUUCCUAGAGCCAAUUGUUCUACAUAUACAACUAGAACUGCUUGCAAUUCUGGUGGAUCAGAUGGAAUUUGUGUAUUCACUUAGUCAACUGGUACAGGAGUAACUGAUGGUAUUGGUACUUGUACAUUAAUGACUGCAUGUUCAACUGCUAAUAAUGAUUAAACUGCUUGUUAAGCUGCAAGAGAUAGAUGCUCAUGGACUCCUGCAUCAGGAACUGGAGCUAAUGCUAUUUUAAGUAGAUGUGCUGCUCAUACUUGUUCUACAAACUAAUCUACUAAUGGAAUUUGCACUAGAUUCUUAAAUUGGGAUAGAAGAACUCAAUAAAUUUGCACUCUAGCAAACGGAAUAUGUACACCUACAGAUCCAGCUACUUUAGCAUCAAAUGAUUGUUUCUUAGUUUCUGGCUACACUUAUACAUGGAAUGCUUCAACAAGCAAAUGUGGAGUAUGCACUGCAGUAGUUGUUUAACCAAAUACUUCAAAUAACAAUACAAACACCACUGAUAAUACUACAACAACUGAUUCAGGAUACAUUCUUGGAUUAUCAACAAUCCUUUUUGGUUAUCUCAUGCUAUGA